AUGUCUACGAGGAGAAGUGUAACCACGAAUAUUCAAAAACAAGUAGCAACUAAUAAUAAUAAUAGCAGUAUCAUUAAUAGCAACAAUACUCCAACGAUUCAUCGUGAGCAACAGGAAGAAGCAAGCGAAAAAUUAUUUAUUCAUCAUCAAGAAGAAAAUAUUAAUCAUCAUAAAUCUCCUCAAAAGAAGAGAAAAACAAUUACGAGGGGAUUAACCUUGGAUAAUAAUUUAAUAAUUAAUAAUAAUAAUUAUAAUAGUAGUAGUAAUAUUAAUAAUAAUUUUGCAAAUAGUAGGGAUAUCAUGUUGAGUCAUAGUUCGAGUGGUGAUUUAUCACAUCAUAGAAGUUCGUCAUCAUUGGAUGGUGUUUUUAAUGUAAUUACUGAUUUCUACUCAAAGGAAGUAAGCUCCUAUUCGAAUAAUAAUAACAACACAUUAUCAUCAGCAGAAGAAGGAACAACAUCAAGGCUUGUUGUGGAUGAGGAAAAUAUUGUUGAAAAUUCUUCAUCAAAUGAUGAAUCAUCAUCGGAACACAAUAAUCAGCAUCAGCAUCAUCAACAACAUGUAAAAACACCAGAGGAUGAAUCUGAUCAUUCGAUACAUACAGAAAAUUCUAGGUUAGUCACUGUUGAAAAUAUUCCAAACGAAGUUCAAUCACCCAUUGCUCAUGAAAAAUUGGGAGAUUACGAGAAAUGUAAGGAUUUGAGCAUUAUUCAAGAUUAA
Naegleria gruberi is the source of this 720-nucleotide messenger RNA. RefSeq lists its product as uncharacterized. The transcript has a single exon. Bases 1 to 720 code for a protein of 239 amino acids. NCBI's taxonomy places the organism in Eukaryota, Heterolobosea, Eutetramitea, Acrasida, Naegleriidae. The record is from RefSeq and is a predicted model, not a curated record.